Molecule: messenger RNA, 2880 nt
Organism: Ictalurus furcatus (blue catfish)
Lineage: Eukaryota; Metazoa; Chordata; Actinopteri; Siluriformes; Ictaluridae
Gene: ndc80
Product: NDC80 kinetochore complex component
Exons: 16
Coding region: 760-2745 (661 amino acids)
Biological process (GO): attachment of mitotic spindle microtubules to kinetochore
Cellular component (GO): Ndc80 complex
Source: RefSeq, a predicted model, not a curated record
GAUAAGCACAUUUAAUAAUUAAUUCAGUCAUAUGAAUAAUUAAAUAUUUUAAGCAGCUAGUUAACGUUGGUUUUUUUUAUGCAGCUAGUUAUCGUUAGUUGGCUCAUUGUGCUAGUCUGUUCUGUAUUACUACUGCUGUAUUAAUAGCGCUAGCUAAGUACUGGUUAGCUAUUUUUAAAACUUUUUUCGUGAGGUUUAAUAGUGUACGUUAAAAAAACGGUUUUCUUAGGUUUCUUAGUAUUGUGCAUGUUUAAUUGAUCUAGGAGUGUCCUCAUAUGCUAGCUGGAGAACCUGGCUAACCCCGCAGAUGGAGGUGGAGUGGGACAAAGCAGCUGGGUUAAAGUACUUUAGUUUAAAAGCUAGUAUUUGUACACAGUAAUGUCAGUCUGUUGGACUUUUAACCAAUUUGAAAGGGAUAUCGUCUUUAACUGCAUUAAACACGGUUAUUUGUAUUAGGUAUUGCCAGUUAUAAUAACUUAAAAACAUACUGACUUGGUAAAAUAGCAGAGUAGCUGUACACAUUGAUUCAAUAUUGAAGCUCAGAUGGUACUGCUCAGUGCUACUGAAUUCAGAUUGAGUGAUUUGGAAAUGCUUAUGUUGGUACGAUGAAUGUGGUGUAUGAUUGGAUUAUGAUUCUCUGGGACUGGAUUUGGAGCAUUUAAGCGUUACAUUAACAGUGUAUAACUUCUAAAUAAUUAAAAAGACUGUUGUAGCUUCUUGAUCUUUAUUUAUAGGCAUGCUGAGAUAGUGUUGCAUUUAAUGUUUUUUCCUUUACAUGUUGUGAGUUUAAUCAGUGUAUAUACUCGAGUGAUUUCUUGCUUUUGCUAUAAAGUCAACAUGAGCCGGAAACCAAGCAACAGAUAUUCCGAGAUGCCGAUGCGUGUGACUGACAGCAGGAUGAGUAUGGCGAAUGCCACACCACAGAGCAACAAUGUAUUUGGCAAGCUGAACAUCCCAAAGCCUCACUCCACCACGUCAGAGAGGAGGACCAGCUUUUUUGGAAAAGGAGCAGGUAUGGGUGCUGGUGGGCAGAGAAACAGCAUUUUUGGGACUUAUGGAGGUUCGGAGAAGAUAAAGGACCCCCGACCUCUUCAUGAUAAAACUUUUGUUCAGCAGUGUAUCAAGGAGCUUUGUGAGUUCCUUGGAGAUAAUGGAUUCCCAGCUUCAAUCACAGUCAAAUCUCUCCAGUCGCCCUCCACUAAAGAGUUCCUGAAGAUCUUUGAGUUUAUUUACAUUUUGUUGGACCCCACCUUUCAGAUGCCUACAGCCAAGGUUGAAGAGGAAAUCCCUAGGAUAUUGAGAGAUUUGCGGUACCCAUUUCCACUAUCAAAAAGCUCCAUGUACUCCAUUGGGGCUCCACAUACAUGGCCUCAGGCUCUGGGAGCACUCAUCUGGCUCAUUGACACAGUUAGGGUCUUUAACAGUUGGAAAGGUCAGGAUGUGCUGUUUGGAGAUUUUUCAGAUGGCUUCACUGAGCUGGAGGAUGGAAUGGAGUACAGUAAGCUCUUUUUAGAAUACAGCUCUAAGACCUACAACAAGUUUAUGCAAGGAGCAGAUACCUUUGAGGAUGAGGAUGCAGACUACCUCAGUCAUCUGAAGAGGCUGUAUAAUGUUGAUGAGGCUCUACUGGAGUCACAACAGGAGAAACACAGAGUGUUGAUGUCUGAGGUGGAAAGACUGGAGAAAGAGAGCCAUAAUGAUCGGUUGAUGGGACAGAGGACUGAGAAACUGAAGUUGCACACUGACCUCCAGAAGCUGCAGAGCUACCGUACUCGCAUGGAGUCUUUUAAAUCCCACCAGGAGAAUAAGGUUACAGCGCUGUCUGAGGAGCUGGAGGCAGCAAACCUUCAACUAGAGAGUCUGAAGAGGGAGCAGGCUAGGCUGCAGCACAUUCUGGAGAAUCAGAAGUUCACUCCAGCCGACAUUGAGCGCAUCAACAGAGAGAGGAACGAGCUGCAGCAGAAUGUGAACACCCUGAGUCACAGUCUUGAGGAGGCCCAGCAGCUGGCCUGGAAUGAGGAGAUCACCCUGACCAAAACCAAGGAGAGGGCCGAGGCAAAGUUGGCGGAGUACCACAAACUGGCACGCAUGCUAAAGCUUGUCCCCCAGUCUGCUGAGAAUGCCUGUGGCCAUGACUUUGAGAUCAAAACAGUCAAUGACUAUGGCCCAACCACCGCCACCCAGAUCAGGACUCAGAUACAGAAUCCUCUUAAAAGCAUGCUGGCAGAUGUAGAGGAGGAAUUCAGCAAUGUGACUAAUAUGAAGCUGAGCCUGGAUGAGACAGUUGAACAGAUAAAGUCCAACAUUUCCGAGAAGUUGAAUGACAUAAAGCAGCUAAAGGAGCAGAUUCGGAGACUGGAUGAGCAGCUGGAGCGUGAUAUGCAGGAUAUGGCUCAUGAAGAGAAAAAGUGGGCAGCCGACAUGGAUUCUGCUGAAAGUCACAAGAAGCUUCUAGAAAAGAAAGUGAUGGCUGGACAUGAGGAGGCUGAAGAGCAGCUGAAAGCAGCCCAACAACAGUACCAUCUUGUUCUUCAGGAAACCAAAGAGGAAAGCAGGAUGGUGGCGAACAAUCUGGCACAUGUCUUCAGUGCUGCAGUCAACCACUUGGAUAUAAUUGAGAAACACUGUAACGACCAAGUUAAAAAGAUGGAAAAGAUGAAUGAAGUUAUCCGUGAAGACCAAGCAGAUCUGCAGCAGCUGAAGGAAAUGGUGGAAAACUUUGUUGCUAGAGCAAAUGUUUUUUAAAGAUUUAAUGGGAAACCAAAUGUAAAUAGUUUUGUACUAAUAGUUUUUGUGUUAGUGUUAAAAGAAAGUAUUGUGUAUUGGCCUUGGAAAACAUGCAGUGUCCCUUUUUAAAAAAUAAAUAAAUAAAUAAAUAUA